ACACAGAACAAAGACAACAAUGGCGGUCGGUCGCUAAUUUCUUGUAAACAUAUGAUCGGGUGUUCUAUUUCUACAAUUGUAAGGAUGAUUUCGUCUCCUUAUUUUACGGCAAGUGGAAGACAAACGCGUUCGGCUACAAGAGCGGCCGCAGAUGCUCUGGGAAAGAAAAAGAAACCGGCGAGAAAGCACGUGAAGAUCGAAUACGAGUCCGAAAACCAAGAUGGAGGGAGAGAACAAGCGAGCGAUGAUUCAAAAGAAGAUGUAGCCUCUAAGAAGCGUAAGAAGGAUACUUCUGUAACAAAAAAACAGUCUUCAGACUGGGAACCUGCUAACUGGAGGGAACAACUAGCUAAUAUCCGUGAAAUGAGAAAAUUACGGGACGCACCGGUAGAUUCACAAGGAUGUGAGAAGACAGCUGAUAUGAACCAGUCAGCUGAGGUGAGUCUUGGGCAGCUUGUGGGCUGGGAAUGGAUAAUCGCGACCCGGGAAUCGCGAUUAGGGUUGCUACGUGAAACGGAUAGGAAAAGAGAGGCUUGGCAUGGCCUUUGUUAACCUCCAUUAAUGUUUAUUGAGUUAGACAACAAGCACACUGAGUAGCGAACCGGGUGGGGGGGGUACUCCCUUAUAUAAGCCACGUAGGUAUGUGCGGCCCCAUCGGGUAGGGUUUUUGCGCCGUUUUGGGCUGAAAAUGGAUAUACACUUUGCCCAUUUUGUUCUGGAAUUGGGUAUGGUUUUCAAGGGAACUACAGGAUUGUGUUUUUGCCCUAAUCUAAGUAGUGAUAACAUAAAGGCCAGGUCUGAAAAUGGGUAUGGAUUUUGGAGGUCUAGUCUGAAAAUGGGUGUGGAUAAUAUAUUACAUUCUUUGGUCUGAAAUCGGGUCAGGAUUUGAAGAACUGGGUGGCACACCCCUGGCAAGAAUUCCCAGGAGUACCCCCCCGCGUAGCGAAUGACGUCGUAACUGAAUCAAUAGACUCCAUUUGGAGGGAGAGCUGGGUAAUGUGCUUGCCUUUCGAAUUGAACUUAAGACUGACCAAUUCAUGCAAAGAGCCUUCAGAUAAGCUUCCAUGAUGUCACAUAUGAUCGACGUAUAAUUAACCAAAAUCACUUGAUGUAAUUAUUGUACCAUUACUCUAAGGCUUAUUGUUCAGAUUAGUAGGCUUACUCUAUUUUCAUGCUGUGAUUGAACCCAGCUUAAGGCUCAGUUAAUUCAAUUUAAGCAUGCCAAUGAGGUUUAUAAUAGCACAAGAAUGAGAAAACAAAAUCCUGAAGCAACCUGGUCAGUGUUAAGGGAAAAUGGCAUCAUCAUAAAAAUGGCCUGUUAUAAAUCUAACCAUCUUAUUACUCCAUUUAAUGUACUGAGUACUGUCUCUGUUGCCAUGAUAUGUGAUGUUUUCAAAAAUAUUGGAUGCAAGCCAUCAGCGAGCAAGGACCAUUGGCAGGGCUUAGAUGGGGAUUUGCUUUUACACCAUCUUCAAUAAGCAUGGUACAGGAUCAGAAGCACAUAACCUUGCUUCUGACCGGAAAUAAGUGGAAUAUUCUUGUUCUGGGUGGGCCUAUAAGCUGGAUUGCUCGUGUAAUCAUAAUAUAAUCACGUGGAAAGGUCAAAAAUUUGGAAUGCCAAUUCUGUAACUCAAGGCAUUGUUUAUUUUACUUUUUUUGUUGUAACAGCUCAUUUGGACGCAAACAACUUUUAGAUAUAUUGAUUUUGGUCAUCAUUAUACAUUUGUGAUUUUUGAAGUACUGUAUUGCCCCUGAGGCAGAGAACAAGAGUGUCGCCUUGACAUUCAAAAUUGUUCUGCAUAUAUAUAGUAGGGAAUUUGCUUCACUUACAAGGCAGGCCUGGCCUAAUGCCAUGCUCUUCCCCAGGUAUAGGGGUGGGGGGCUUUCCACAGACUAGUGCAUUAUUGAAGGGGAAUGAUUUAUCAUCAAGAUGUUACAUCAACCAUGGAUUUCAUACUGGUGACUAUUCCCUACAAGGACUGACAAGAAAGAAAAAUGAUGAUAAGGAUGAAGAACUUGUAUUUUUUGCCUAAUUUGCAGACCAUUCGUUACCAAGUCCUUAUUUCUCUCAUGCUAUCAAGUCAAACAAAAGACCAAGUCACAUUUGCAGCCAUGGAAAAGUUAAAAGCACAUGGCCUAACAGUAGAGAAUAUUCUUAAAACACCUACAAGUAAAAUAGGGGAGCUGAUUUACCCAGUUGGUUUCUGGAAGGUGAGUGUGAGUGUUGAUUAAAAACUGUACAUACCGAAACAGGCUAACUUAUAAAUGAACAACAGGAUUGGUUCAUCUGUUUGGGUUUAUCAUACAAGUGUACUUAUAUUGAUAAUACUCAAAUUUAAUUAUUUCUAUAACUAUGAAAAAUUUGCACAGUUUAUGCUGUCAUCCAAGACAAGGUCUUUUUUUCUGCUCUCAUUCACAUGACACUCAAUUCAAAUUUGACUGUGUAUCAAUAAAUUUUUUGAUUUAGUACGAUGAGUUCAGCUGACAUUUUUCUUUUAUUUUUAAUUUCAGAAAAAGGCUGAGUAUAUUAAGGAGGCAACUAAAAUUUGUGCUGAAACAUACAAAGGUGACAUUCCACCCACGGUAAAGGAUCUGACAGCACUGCCAGGGGUGGGUCCCAAGAUGGCACACAUUACCAUGAAUGUAGCGUGGGGGGAGGUGACGGGAAUUGGAGUUGAUACUCAUGUCCACAGGAUUGCUAAUAGACUUGGCUGGGUUAAAAAGCCCACCAAACUUCCUGAAGAAACUAGAGUCGCUGUAGAGAGCUGGCUACCAAGGUAUCUUCUUUUUCUUUUUUGUUUAAUCUCCUUUAAUUGCAAUAAUGUUAAAUACAGGUUUAGAGAAUACACAGAUUAAAGGUCUUACUACUUCAAAUCCUACUACCCACUUCCACCAUGGAGUAACAAUUCAUUCAAAUGUCUUAAUUUUGGUUGAUCCAGAUCACCCAUAACUGAGAGAUGUCAGUCUGAAUUAUAAGAAAAGUUUAAGCUCAUCUGCCAAACCAAACUGAUUCCAAUGCUACUUUUCUGCUGUACCUACCAUCUAGGAAUGACUCAUGGGUUGUAUGGUUCUUGAAACAUUUAGAAAUGAAAGUUAGCAGAACCACUUUUUUGGAUGUGUUAAUUAAAUCAACGGGAUACUUAGUUCAACCAAUGAUCAAAGCAUGCUGUGAAAGUGAUAGACUUGCUUUUUUGACAAAGCCCCUGCCAGGUCCUGCCAGUUUUCUUUUUUGUGAAUGAACACAACAACACAAAGUCAGAAGCCCUCAAAGUUUAAAAUGACAAAAUUUUUAAAUAUAAGAAUUUGUGGGAUAAAACAGCAGCUUUUGGAGGAAAAUGAUGCAGAUAAUGAGGGAACUUGCUCAGUGAUCUUAAAUUCAUUCAGUGGUUUGAUAAUUAAAUUUGUGUUCUAUAAAUCAGUUUCAAACUUUUUUAAGGUUAGCCUGAAUUUCAGCCAUUUACUUGAGUCGCAAACUCUUGAGAGAGAUUUAUGAAUCAACCAACUGCUAUGCCGUCCAGUAAUACCACUACCCCCUUUGUUUUAAUUCAUGCAAAAUCCAAAAUAUGAUUUUCAACCAGUAAAUAAUGGAAUAACUAUCACCAGGAUAAGGUGUGCAGAGUACAGAAUUGUUUUACUUGUAACUCAUGUUAAAUGGUGGAACAGUCAACUGCAUGCAGUAUUCUGGGCAGACCUUUAGCACCAUUAUUAAAAAAUUGCACCCAAAUGCAAGAACAGACGGUGGAAAUGACAGUAAGUGGGAAUAUUUGCUAGCUCGACACAAGCUUGUUAAUAGUCACAAAAAUCAAUCACUAAGCCGCCUAUGAAAUCACUAAUAAAACUGCCACAAAGUGGCUCUAACUAAAUGCGAACCAACUUUUUAUAUUGAUUUUUCAUCUGUAGGCAUAUGUAACACUGUCUCUCUUGGGAGUUUGACUUGAGGAGAGAACUGAAAUUUAGGCCACUGAAAGAUAUGAUGAUGAUCACUCUAACAUUUAAGGGAAGUUCUCCCCAACAGCAGUUGACAGUUUACUCCCACUUCUGACACCUUGGUGCUUUUGUGAUUACUGUGAGGUAAAUCACUGCAGAUUAAAGGAAACUUUCUCUUCUCUUUUGCCAGGGAGGAAUGGGAUGAAUUGAAUGUACUGCUGGUUGGAUUUGGUCAACAAACAUGUCUUCCUGUAGGACCACAGUGUGAAUCAUGUCUGAACUGCAAAAUAUGCCCAGAAGGACGCAGAGUUACCAGAGGGAAACCCAGCAAAACUAAGUAAUUCCAUAUCCAGAUAUUUUCUCUGGGGGAUUUCUGGUGAUCUCUUUUGCAUUCAGCAGCCUGAUGGUUUUAUUGUUAUUUUUGUCAUUUUAGUUUGGAUUUUUAAAACAUAAGUUUUGUAAGUGGGGAAUAUGUUAUCUUGCAAAUGAAUUCUAUGUCCCCUGUCAGUGACUAGAGUACUUAAGGUUCAUGGUAUGUGCUCUUGAAAUUCCCAUAUAUUCACAAUAUCAACAGGGUUCAUACAGAGUCUUGAAUUCUUGAAAAAGUCUUGAAAUUUAGUAAUUUUCUAUACCAGGAAAAAGUCUGGAAAAUAAAGGUGACAUCUUAGAAAAUGGUAAGAAGUCUUGAGUUGUGC
Messenger RNA from Porites lobata, 4622 nucleotides. Lineage: Eukaryota; Metazoa; Cnidaria; Anthozoa; Scleractinia; Poritidae. The record is from the annotation of a GenBank genome assembly.